AUGCAAAAGGGGUCGAGUCGUGGGAGCCACAGAAUAGUGGCGCAGUCCUUAUCAAAUGAUUCAGCGGAACGGAACAGUGCAAGUAUCUCCCGCACCUCACGGGCGCGCCGCGCCAAAAAAGGGUCGAUUCACCGCCCCAACGAACUUUGGCAGGAGGUUGAAGCGGCCAUUCACGUUCUUGACAAUGGCAUUGAUCGAACCCCGUUGCCGCUGCAGCAGCGGGCAAGCACCAAGGGCCUUCCCCGUGACAGCCAUCAAGGCAGUACUUCCAUCAGUCUGGUGGUUCCGGUGGAGAGCAGUUCAGUGUUUCACUCCUCAUUGAUGAACAGUAGUUCGAUGGACGCGUUGAAUAUUGCGUCGAAUAUGAGUCCGUACAGCCCAUCACGUACAGGUGCCUUAACGGCGUCGACUUCGCUGACAAGCGUCUCGGUUGACCGCCGUCCUUCUUUUUUAUCUUCAGGCUCCAUCUCUGUUUCAUGUCCGGUAACGCAGCAGCAAGUAGGUUCCUUUCAAAUGGAGGUGGGACCCAUCGAUACUUUUCAGAGACGCGCCUUUACACGCGAAGAAAUACACAAGUGGCUUGAGGAGAAAACAACUAUUGUCCUCUGCGAGACCCCUACCAUUAUGCUGUACACACACCAAGAUGAAAUAGUGCCCAAUGAGCAGAGGGAGGUACUCGAGCAGGUGCAGAAACGCAACGCGGCGUAUGCGGAGUUAGUGGAGGCAAAGCGCGUGGAUGAGGGCAUACGAUUUCAGGAGAAAGGCUCCUGGACAUUUCUGGCACCGAAGAAGUCGAUUCACUGCUCCAUUUGUCCCCCAAAGAAGAAGAAUGCGGGUGCAUUGCAGGUGACGCCAUGGAUGUUGCGUGAUCAGUUUGCCGCACUCACAGCGGAUGGCGCAGACGAGAUAGAGAACGAGGAGGAUAACGAUGACGAAGACGGUGAAUUGGCAGAGGCUUCUGAGGAGCCCGAAAAAGAAGCCUCUUCUGAGGCGACCGUGGCACAGAGCGGUCGCUCUGGCACUCGGUCUGCGGUGUCGUGGAUGCUUGCAGAUUCACUGCUCUCCACGCUACGCAUCAUGGAGCGAGUUGUUGUGCAAAACGCGAUGGAGGAGGUUCAGUUGUCGUAUCGAGGCAUCAUGAUGGACCCAGCGGCACGCCGUGUGCCACGACCUCCAGAGAAGGAAGAGAAUAGCAGGACUGACGAUCAUGAGAUGGCUAUCACAACCGAGGUGCAAGACGCACAUGAGACGAUUGCAACAGUGACCGCCGCGUCUGCUGUGAAGGCGGAAGUUCCGCCGUUGAAGAUGUCAGAGGAUAUCAAGGCUUUGUGGACCUUUAGAUCCCCACUUACAGCGGACCGUGCUGUUACUUGUAUGGCGUGGAACUGCAAGGAAUCCGAUAUUCUCGCCGUUGGCUACAGCGCAGCGCAUGCAAAGGAGGGACAAAAUGUGGCACCUGGCACCAUAUUGCGAGGUGGCAUUGUCUGCUGUUGGUCUUUAAAGAAUCCCCUCGCACCAGAGCGUGUCAUUCAGCUCAGCACAGAGGCGGGCGUGUCGGCGGCGGCGUUCUCGUAUGAACACCCAAGUCUUCUCGCCGUCGGUAACACGGAAGGCGGUAUUGUCAUUUACGACAUUCAAAAAGACACAAAUACACCUGCCAUCAAGACGACGUCGACUAGCGGGCAGCACACUGGGGCGGUGUGGGAGCUGAAGUGGGUGGCACGUGGUAAAGAGCGUGGAGAAUUUCUCAUGUCCAUCUCCGGUGACGGACGCGUGGUGCAAUGGGCGGUUGGAAAAGCACUUGAACGUAUGGCACCAGAUCUCAUGACACUGAAGCGGCAACAUGGCGCCGUCUGUGAAUCCGCCUUUGCAGACGACGCCAGUACUGAGGGUAAGAGCGACGGUAAUGGGCAUCAGCGACGCAAGAUGGAUGCACUUUUUUCGCGGCAGUGCGGUGGCAUGUGCCUGGACGUGUCCCCGGCGGAUGGCACGGUGUACGUCGUUGGUACUGAGGACGGCUCGAUUCAUCAGUGCAACAAGAGCCAGACGGAGACCUACGAGUUGGACUACGCGGCGCACUCGGAGCUCGUCUACCGUGUGCGAUGGUCACCGUACAGUGACGCAUUUUUUCUCACUUGCUCCGCGGACUGGAGCUCGCGACUAUACCGUUUUGGGCAGUCCGCCCAACUCCUGACAUUUGAUAGCCCGAAUCAAAACGCCGUGCAGGACGUUGUGUGGUCCUACACAAAUUCCACCACCUUCGCCACCGUGACGGCGCAGGGAAACGUGGAGAUAUGGUCCGUCACAGACUCUAUUCACCCCCGCUCCACCGCACAGUUUCUCGAUCAGCGUCGACUCACAAACGUUCUCUUUGCGGAGCAGGAAGCGGCUGUGCUGGUGGUCGGCGACGAAAAGGGCGACGUGACGGUGUUCCGCCUUCUUGCGCUGUGCUACAGCAGCAUGAACAUGACGGCCGACGAGCAGGAGCAACAGCUUGAGGAGGCCAUCCGCAAGGCGAUUUCGUAA
Messenger RNA from Trypanosoma rangeli, 2526 nucleotides. RefSeq names its product putative dynein intermediate chain. The coding region runs from base 1 to 2526 and encodes 841 amino acids. Gene Ontology annotation, molecular function: dynein light chain binding; dynein heavy chain binding. The transcript has a single exon. NCBI's taxonomy places the organism in Eukaryota, Euglenozoa, Kinetoplastea, Trypanosomatida, Trypanosomatidae. The record is from RefSeq and is a predicted model, not a curated record. Gene Ontology annotation, biological process: cilium movement. Gene Ontology annotation, cellular component: axonemal dynein complex.